AUGGUCGUCCCAGAGAGGACUCCUAUCGUUGGUGCAGAUGAUUCCUCCAUUCCAAUCGGAUCAUCACCAUCCUAUGGAUAUUCUGGCGCGCGCCGAAAUCCCUUCGACUUUACUCGUCGCCGUACUGUUUCUUUCCGCAACCCUUGCCUACUGUUUCUUGUGCUUCUCUUUAUACUCCGACUCUUUUUUGCUGUUUUCACCACUCCAGACUAUGGCGUUGGAUUUCUCUUUGUUCUCAUCUCUCUUCUCCCCGCAGCCGUCGUCGGUUGGUUCAUUUUGUCUCGCUUCCGAGACGAAAUUGUUGGCAGGCCUUUCUUGUUCCUACAAUUUCUUAUCGGAGCCAUCCCGCUUAUCUUGUUCAUUAUCCCACUUGAAUUGAUAACCACAGCUGCCGCUUUGAUCCCCAUCGUAUUUGCCAUUCGUGGUGAUUUAGAGGAGGAUUUGCCAAAAAUAAUUGAGGCUGCCGAAGGAGGAAACUCUAAAGCCGUGCAACAGUUAAUUCAACAGCUUGCACAAUCGAUUCCGCUUUGGGCGAUUAUUCUCUCCCUGGUGUUAAUCGCCUAUGUAACAGCUGGCACAGUUGAAGAAGUUGGGAAAUGGCUGGUUGCUCGCCGGUACAUCGGUCUUGAAUGUAUAUGUGGUCAGGACGAAAGGAAAGUCGGUUGUCGUGGCAUCAUGGCUUCUGCUUGUAUGGCGGCUCUCGGUUUCGCCACAAUCGAGAAUAUUGGAUACGUGUCGGGAAUGGCAAGAGCGGCCUCACAAAACAGUAGCGCAGAACUGCUCUUUGUUUUUCUUGGUCUCUUCCGAGGUCUUCUUGCUUUCCCAGUUCACGUCGGAACCCAGUUAUACGUCGCGAUCACAGCAUCACAGAGGCACAUCUUCAUGGACGACGUCAGCGUGCCGUGGGCCCUUUUUCAUGCAAUACUCUUUCAUGGCACGUUCGAUGUCCUUGCGUUUUUAUCAGGAGCCCUUGUCACUCUGAGAUUGUGGCCUGCUUGGAUAGGCCUGUUGGUACCAGUAAUUGACAUUAUCAUGGUUGUUCUGCUCCUCCUUGUGUGUAGGGCACGGUAUAAGGCCUUGCUGGAACGCGAGAGAAUGGCUAUGUCAGAGCCUGUGUAAAUACAAGGAUACAUUCACUUCUUUAAACCGCGUUGCUCAUCAUUUGCCUUGGUAUUGAUUUUCAACCUAUCAUGGGCACGUACGACCCGGGUCGAAUAGCAGCCAAGCGAUGUGAAUGGCUACCUGCUUCUUGUACCAGACAGGUAAGUGGCAACGAUCUCCAUUUUUGGCGCAGAUCUGCGAAAAGCUGCUGCUGUUGUAAGGAAAUUGGCAGAACAGCGUUACUUAUGCCUAGUUUGAUUCACAGUUAGGGUCGGGAAUUUACUUUAGGCAGGAGCAAGUAUCGCUUCUGUUGGCCGCGAUGAUUGCAAAGCUGCAACUUUGGACACGAGAUUAGGGGAAAGAAUAACUUGUAGGCAGCAACUGUCCGCUGCAAGCGAAAAAGCUGGCUGUGUAUAUGAUACCCAAGAGGCCCUCCCGUCAUAUGCUGCGAGCAGUAGGAGCCACAUACGGAAUGUCCAUGAGGAAGAAGAUUUCGCGUUCAUUCCGAACGCGAAUUGGAGGUUCCUUUGAGUUACCAGGAUAUAAACGAAGAAACCGAUGGAUUAGUUGCGAUUUCGCA
Chondrus crispus (carragheen) is the source of this 1681-nucleotide messenger RNA. RefSeq lists its product as hypothetical. The record is from RefSeq and is a predicted model, not a curated record. The transcript has 2 exons. Bases 1 to 1119 code for a protein of 372 amino acids. Gene Ontology annotation, molecular function: peptidase activity. Lineage: Eukaryota; Rhodophyta; Florideophyceae; Gigartinales; Gigartinaceae.